Molecule: messenger RNA, 671 nt
Organism: Phalaenopsis equestris
Lineage: Eukaryota; Viridiplantae; Streptophyta; Magnoliopsida; Asparagales; Orchidaceae
Exons: 1
Source: RefSeq, a predicted model, not a curated record
AUGGCUUGGGCAGAUGUUCAUCAUUACAUCCCUGGUAUCAAACUAUGGCUUUUACAUAAAAAAGUCAGUAAACAUCUUUCUAAAUGGAAUUGGGAGGUGGUAGGGAAUAUUGAUAGUAAAAUUCUAGAAGCUGAACAGAAGGUACUACAGUUAGAACAGCUCAUGACCUCUGACAAUGGGUCUAAAAUUGAUCUUCAUUCUGAUAAUGAACAUCUGUUGGAUGCAAUAAAUAUGCAAGAGGAGUUCUAUGCUCAGAAGGCAAGUAGAAUGAAAUUUUGUGAUGGGGAUAGAAAUUGUAAAUAUUACCAUGCUUGCAUCAACUAUACGAGGGAAUGCAACACCAUUCAUAAAAUCCUUUCUCAGGAGGGUCAGUGGAUUACAACUGCUGAAGGCAUAGCUGAUAAUGUUGUUCAAUACUUUCAAGACAUUUUCAAAGAAACUUCUGCCUCUCAACCUGCCAUUCAAUACACCUUAUUUGAUAAGGAAAGGGAGUUCACCCAAAGCCUCUCUCUCACUGAUAUUCCUGAUGAAAAGGAAAUAUGGGAAGCACUGAAUUCUAUUGACAACACCAAAGUAGCUGGACCAGAUGGGUUUACAAUAAACUUUUAUAAAAAGGCCUGGCAUAUUGUGAAGGGAGAUGUCAUUGCAACAGUCCAAGCUUUUUCUGGGGG